UGUUCUAUCUGGUCACUACAUGAGUUUUGUAAUAUUUGUGACGUUGAAUCACCUUGUCAUAUCAGGAAACAGGAGAGCUAUAAAUCACCCUCCAGUGAAGAAUUCCAGCCAAUUCCACAACUACCUGAUGAAGGAUAGAAGAAACUUCUGAUCUUUGUGGAAACAAAAGACAUGAUUCUGCCAGUGGUGUUCCUGUGUCUCACAGCUGUGCUGCCUCCAUCCACUGGACAGGAAACUGCAGCUCUCAGUGCUCUGUCAAACAGCAGAGCAGAGCAGCAAAAGUUGAUUGUUGACAGACAUAAUGCCCUCAGGAGAGGAGUAAAACCAACUGCCAGCAACAUGAUGAAGAUGGAAUGGUGUCCUGCAGCAGCAGAGAAUGCCCAAAACUGGGCCAAUCAAUGUACUUUAAGGCACAGUCCUCCUAAUCUGAGGAGAACCAAUGUACUAUGUGGUGAAAAUCUCUUCAUGUCCUCUGCCCCGUUCUCAUGGUCAGAUGUUCUUCAGGCCUGGUACAAUGAGGAGAAGAAUUUUGAAUAUGGAACUGGGGCAAAAACAACAGGUGCAAUGUUUGGCCAUUACACUCAGAUGGUUUGGCACAAUUCUUAUAAAAUUGGAUGUGGUUUCGCUUUCUGCAGCAACACUACGUACAGUUACUUUUAUGUCUGCCAGUACUGCCCCGCGGGAAACCUAAUAAGUUCAAUGAAGACACCCUACAAGGAAGGAGAGCCCUGUGGGGAUUGCCCCACUGCUUGUGAGGAUGGAUUAUGCACCAACCCUUGCAAGUAUCAAGACCUCCUUGGAAACUGCAAAAAUCUGAAAAUGUUGUUUGGCUGUAGCCACUCACUGGUGAAGAAGCAGUGUCCUGCAAGCUGCAAAUGCACCACUCAAAUCAUCUAA
Messenger RNA from Vidua chalybeata, 897 nucleotides. RefSeq names its product cysteine-rich venom protein kaouthin-2-like. The record is from RefSeq and is a predicted model, not a curated record. Lineage: Eukaryota; Metazoa; Chordata; Aves; Passeriformes; Viduidae. Gene Ontology annotation, cellular component: extracellular region. The coding region runs from base 172 to 897 and encodes 241 amino acids. The transcript has 8 exons.